This is a messenger RNA of Penicillium angulare, 363 nucleotides long. RefSeq lists its product as uncharacterized. Gene Ontology annotation, molecular function: RNA binding. Bases 1 to 363 code for a protein of 120 amino acids. The transcript is spliced from 4 exons. The record is from RefSeq and is a predicted model, not a curated record. Lineage: Eukaryota; Fungi; Ascomycota; Eurotiomycetes; Eurotiales; Aspergillaceae.
AUGGCCUCCAAGCUUUACGUCGGCAACCUGUCCUGGAACACGGACGACAACGUCCUCCGUGAGGCUUUCUCUGCCUACGGCCAGGUCACCGAUUCCAUUGUCAUGCGUGACCGUGAGUCCAACCGCAGCCGUGGUUUCGGUUUCGUUACCUUCGCCACCCCUGAGGAGGCUAACGCCGCCGCUGAGGCCCUUAACGAGCAGGAGCUCGAUGGUCGCCGCGUUCGCGUUAACGUUGCCAACGCUCGUCCCAGCUACGGCGGUGGCGGCGGUGGUGGUGGUGGCUUCGGCGGUGGCCAGGGCGGUUACGGUGGUGGUAACGGCGGCUACGGUGGCGGUGGUGGCCAGGGCCAGUGGCGCCAGUAG